Messenger RNA from Brassica oleracea var. oleracea, 860 nucleotides. RefSeq names its product ras-related protein RABA1h. The transcript is spliced from 2 exons. Gene Ontology annotation, molecular function: GTP binding; GTPase activity. The record is from RefSeq and is a predicted model, not a curated record. Gene Ontology annotation, cellular component: endosome. Lineage: Eukaryota; Viridiplantae; Streptophyta; Magnoliopsida; Brassicales; Brassicaceae. Bases 107 to 763 code for a protein of 218 amino acids.
UUCAGAUUUUGCUUGUCAUCCAAAGUUCUUGGAAUAGCCAAAAAAUCUAUGUUGGAUACGUUUCUCCGAGAAAAACGUCAUAUUAACAAAAGGGUAUCGACCAGACAUGGGAGCAUACAAAUCUGAGGACGAUUAUGAUUACCUGUUCAAAGUUGUGUUAACAGGAGAUUCCGGUGUCGGAAAAUCAAAUCUGCUCUCCCGAUUCACCAAAAACGACUUCAGCCACGAUUCGCGCUCGACCAUUGGCGUCGAAUUCGCCACACGGAGCAUUAAAGUCGACGACAAGAUUGUCAAAGCUCAAAUAUGGGAUACUGCGGGCCAAGAAAGGUAUCGAGCCAUCACGAGCGCUUAUUACCGAGGAGCCGUUGGUGCGUUAUUGGUCUACGACGUAACACGGCACGUGACAUUCGAGAACGUUGAGAGAUGGCUUAAGGAGUUAAGGAACCACACAGACGCAAACAUUGUGAUUAUGCUCGUAGGUAACAAAUCUGAUCUGCGUCACCUUCGAGCCCUCCUGACUGAAGAAGUGAAAGCUUUUGCAGAGAGAGAGAACACUUUCUUCAUGGAGACUUCGGCACUCGAAGCAUUAAACGUCGAAAGCGCUUUCACAGAGGUUCUCACUCAGAUUUACAGAGUCGUUAGCAAGAAUGCUCUUGAAGGUGGAGUUGAUCCAACCACUGCUUUGCCUAAAGGACAGGUGAUUAAUGUUGGAAGCAGAGAUGAUGUUUCAGCCGUCAAGAAAGCGGGUUGCUGCUCGACAUAAUAGCCGGCCUCGAAAUUUUAAAUGGUCUUAAACAAUUUAGUAAAAUCUUUUGCAAACUUUUUUUUUCUAAUUUAGGAACCUAUAUUUUAUCUAUUAA